CCCCCCCCCCCCCCCCCCCCCCCCCCCCCCCCCCCCCCCCCCCCCCCCCCCCCCCCCCCCCCCCCCCCCCCCCCCCCGGCGCGGGGCCAAUUCAUUUGUUUUCAUUCAAUCCUACUUACUGGAUCCGUGUAUGAUUCAAGAAUUAGAUAAUACCUGUGUUUUGACCUUUUCAAGAAAAUCUACGUGUCCGACAUCAAAAUAAGUCGUACCCAUCAGCUGUGUAGAUGAUACGAUCACCGGACUAAAAAGAGAUUAUCUAGCAGUAAGAGCGAAAAAAGAGUCAGCUAAAUUUACAUUUGGUUCACGUCCAUUUGAAAACUGAAUAAUUUUAUUCACUGUUGGUAAAAAUUGUGAUAUACCCGUCCACAGACUAGAUGCACAAUGACUUGUACCCAUACGUCGAGUAUCUUCACGAUCGGGUAUUUUAACGUUUUAAUAGUUCUUUUAGUAUAACAUGUACUGCUUUAUCUAUUUCCUUAAACUGAGAUCAAGGGUAAGUUUGUCGCUUUACAAAACAUUCAAGUGAUUAUCAAAGAAACUUUUAGGCUACAUGCGUUUUCUUAGCUUUGAAAUGUCACAGAAGUUAGCAUUUUCUAGCGUUUUCUCUUGCCAUAUUUGGUAAGAGUGAACUUCUUCGUAUGACACUCCCGUAUUAUGAAUAAUUUCUUUUCUUUAUGAAUCAUUCCAUUCAUACUAUGUUUUGUACUCUGAACAGCUGAUAUGUUCGUCCACUUUUAUUCUCUUCAGAGAUAGAGAGUGAAUUCUUUCGCUCUCUACACAGAUAGUUAGAAUUGAGCUGGAACAAAGAACAUAGACUACAAAAAUACGGACGACGACCACUAUUUCUUGUUCAUAAAGUGUACUGCAGAACACAAUUUUUUUUUUCGAAGGAAAGAAUGCCGUCCUGCCUUUUCUUCUAUUGAUCAGGAACGUUCAUUUUUUUCUUUUUGUGUAGUUUCAUUGUCGGUGUACAUUUGCUAAAUUCUGACUGUUAUUAUGACUUAUGUACCAUUUUUAUAUUGUUCAGAAAAGAGUUUUAGGAAAAUGAUUCAUUAAACUGUUAUAGUUACGCUCAAUCAUACACAUUGUAUCUAAACUUGACAAGGAUAAUAAUCAGAUAUAGUGACCGGCACGAUUUUCAUCGGUUAUUCAUCUGGUGAAUAUUAAAAAAAUAUAAAAAACAUUAAAAAAGACAAACAUUACGAAUGUCUAUUUUCAUGUGCUCUCUAUGACCUGCAUAAUUCAUUUAAGAUUUUAGAACGAAGAAGAAAUAUUAGACCGGAUCACUUUCGAAUUUGACUAGUGAAAAAGAAAACGUCUCUCUCGUCCUUUUCUUUCCCUUUUUUUGUUCAUUACUUAUAAAACAAUAUACUAGCUGUACACACUUAUUUUUCAGAUUAUUACAGAACCUCUUGUCAGAUACCAAAUUGUUUUCAAAUUUUACUGUCAUAUUAUUCAAUUUUCUUAAUCAUUUAUUUUACAAUGAAACUUUUACUUACUUUAUUAUUGGCGUUAACGUUUAUUGUAAUAAACCAAGGUAAGAUUAAAAAUAAGUUUCAAUAUACUUGUCAUUUUCAACAUUCGCCGAAUUGUUGACUCAUCUUAUUAGAAGAUGCAACAAAUAAUCGUUAUAAAUUUGAUUGAUGGUGGUACUCAUCAUUAAUAUUUGUGCUGCAUAUUUUAAUUAUCACUUUAAUCCUUUCAUUUCUAGCAUUACAGUGUUAUGAGCACGAUUUAUGUAUUAAUUGCCCAGACUUAGCUGGAAAAAUAACAACGUGUUCAAAUACUGAAGCACGAUGCUGGAAACUAGCUGUUCCACUAAAAGGUAUCAAGAGAGGAUGUGGCGAAAAUCGUUGUAACGUUCAAGUUGACACUGGUAUAUUCCAAACUGCAAGUGUUUGCUGUAAUUCACAUUUAUGUAAUUCGGCACCAAAACGAAAAAAUACAUUUGCAGUUGCUGGUAUUAGUGUUAUUUUUAGUCUUAUUAUAUUUUAUUACCAUUAA
This is a messenger RNA of Didymodactylos carnosus, 2004 nucleotides long. Lineage: Eukaryota; Metazoa; Rotifera; Eurotatoria; Philodinida; Philodinidae. The record is from the annotation of a GenBank genome assembly.